AUGGAAGAACUUCUUCUCCGCGAUCAAAGCUGUCUACGGUCCGCCGACGAAGGGCACUGCUCCUCUCCUCAGCGCCGACGGCAGCACUCUCCUGACUGAGAAGACGCAAAUCCUACAGCGAUGGGCCGAGCACUUCCGGGGCGUCCUCAACCGCCCUUCCGUCAUCUCCGACGCCGCCAUCGCCCGCUUGCCGCAAGUGGAGACCAACGUGGACCUCGACCUCCCGCCAUCUCUCCAGGAGACCAUCAGGGCCGUGCAGCAACUCUCCAGCGGGAAAGCACCCGGAUCGGACGCAAUCCCUGCUGAGGUCUACAAGCACGGAGGUCCCCUACUGAUGGAUCACCUGACUGCGCUCUUCCAGGAGAUGUGGCGUCAAGGUGAAGUCCCGCAAGAUUUCAAGGACGCAACUAUCGUGCAUCUCUACAAGCGCAAAGGGAAUCGCCAAGUCUGCGACAACCACCGCGGCAUCUCCCUACUGAACAUCGCCGGGAAGAUCUUCGCUCGCAUCCUGCUCAACCGCCUCAACAACCAUCUGGAACAGGGCCUUCUGCCGGAAAGCCAAUGCGGCUUCCGUCGUCAUCGUGGGACCACGGAUAUGAUCUUCGCAGUCCGCCAACUUCAGGAGAAGUGUCAGGAGAUGCGGACCCACCUGUACUCUACCUUCGUGGACCUGACGAAAGCCUUCGACACGGUGAAUCGUGAAGGACUGUGGAAGAUCAUGCAGAAAUUCGGCUGUCCGGAGCGAUUCACUCAGAUGGUGCGUCAGCUGCACGACGGUAUGAUGGUGCGAGUCACGGACAACGGAGCUGUCUCAGAGGCAUUCGCAGUGACCAAUGGGGUGAAGCAGGGCUGCGUACUGGCGCCUACCCUCUUCAGUCAUAUGUUCACGAGCUUCUCUUCGCCGAUGACUGCGCCCUGAACACCACCUCGGAAGAGGAGAUGCAACGGAGCAUGGACCUAUUCUCCGCCGCCUGCGAGAACUUCGGUCUGGUCAUUAACACGCAGAAGACGGUGGUGAUGCACCAACCGCCGCCCAACUCAGCCACAGCCCCCAACGCGCCGCACAUCAACGUGAAUGGGACCCAACUGCAAGUGGUGUAGAACUUCCCGUAUCUGGGCAGUACCCUCUCCCGCAACACCAAGAUUGAUGACGAAGUCGCCAACAGGAUCUCGAAAGCCAGUCAAGCCUUCGGACGCCUCCGAAGCACAGUCUGGAAUCGCCACGGUCUCCAACUGAGCACAAAGCUGAAGAUGUACAGGGCCGUCAUCCUGCCGACGUUACUGUACGGAGCAGAGACAUGGACGGUGUACACGAUACAGGCACGCCGACUGAACCACUUCCACCUCAGUUGUCUCCGUCGCAUCCUGAGGCUGAACUGGCAGGAUCGAAUCCCCGACACGGAAGUACUGAUACGAACGGGAAUCCCCAGCCUCUACGCCAUACUGAAACAAAUGCAGCUGCGCUGGAGCGGCCACCUGGUGCGCAUGGACGACGAGCGACUACCCAAACGACUCUUCUACGGAGACGUCGCGACGGGUUCUCGUCGUCAAGGAGGCCAAAUUCGCCGUUACAAGGAUACUCUGAAGUCCUCCCUGAAGCGCCUGCAAAUCAACCCGACCAAAUGGGAAGAUCUCGCCCGCGAUCGUCCGACAUGGAGGAGAACAGUAAAGACGGGCGCUGCUAUCUAUGAAGCCAACCGAAUCGCCGCCGCCAAAGUGAAACGCGAAGCCCGCAAAUCACAACUUCGCCCAGUCCGCAACGCCGCCGCACAACCUCCCCCUACGUGUCCUCGAUGUCAACGGACAUUCCGGGCACGAAUCGGACUUGUUGGACAUCUUCGAAUCAACUGUGCCUCUCGAACUGCUCCAGCCAUCGUCCCGCCGCCCGCCUCUUCCUCAUCCUCUCUGCCACCAACUAACUGAUAACUCUUCUGAACCACCACUUCCAUCCUCCUCCUCCUCCUCCUCCUCCACUGCCCCAGCGGCGGCCGUUCAGGCUGCCGUCUCACACAUCACCAACCCCGACACAACAAUCGACACCACCCCCACCUCUCCCGAUUCCAGUGAUGAGGGUCAGGACUACACCUGCCCUCACUGCGACCGCACCUUCCCCUCUCACAUCGGCCUGGUCGGUCACUUGCGAAUCCAUCGCACAGAGACUGGUGAACCAGUGCCUGGAGCACCAACCUACAGCCACCGCACUCGCCUCCACUGCCCUCGCACAUUCACGCAUCGCAUGGGUCUAUUCGGUCACAUGCGCAUCCACGAGAGCGGAAUUGACCGCCGCCUUGACACACCCACCCCGCCGAGACCCACUCCCAAUCCACCACCUUGUGCACCCACCAACCACUCCCCAGCCGACAUCGACGCCACUGACCUUACCACCCCUCACUCCUCCCCUUCCUCCCUCACUGCCACAACGACGGCCGCUUCGGCGUCUGUAGCGCAUGACUUCACCACAGCCGAACCUGACACAACAACAGGCACAACCCCUGCAACCUCCAUCAUCAGACGUGAGGGCCAGGACUACAUCUGCCCUCACUGCGAUCGCACCUCCACUUCACGCAUCGGCCUGGUCGGUCACUUGCGAAUCCAUCGCACAGAGACCGGCGAACCAGUGCCUGGAGCACCAACCUACACCCACCGCAUUUGCCUCCACUGCCCACACUGCCCUCGCACCUUCACGCAUCGCAUGGGUCUAUUCGGCCACAUGCGCAUCCACGACGACCUGCGGUAG
Spirometra erinaceieuropaei is the source of this 2737-nucleotide messenger RNA. The record is from the annotation of a GenBank genome assembly. NCBI's taxonomy places the organism in Eukaryota, Metazoa, Platyhelminthes, Cestoda, Diphyllobothriidea, Diphyllobothriidae.